Anopheles funestus (African malaria mosquito) is the source of this 2524-nucleotide messenger RNA. RefSeq names its product transformer-2 protein homolog beta-like. Gene Ontology annotation, biological process: positive regulation of mRNA splicing, via spliceosome. Gene Ontology annotation, cellular component: spliceosomal complex. The record is from RefSeq and is a predicted model, not a curated record. Lineage: Eukaryota; Metazoa; Arthropoda; Insecta; Diptera; Culicidae. The transcript is spliced from 3 exons. The coding region runs from base 1241 to 1987 and encodes 248 amino acids. Gene Ontology annotation, molecular function: RNA binding.
GCUCUGGUAAUACUCUGUUCACUUUAAUCGAUAUCUUUAUGUUUUUAAAAGAUAACAUUACACUUUCUUGAUUGCAGUUGCAAUGUUCAAUACUUUAGCGCGUCUUGUGUUACUUUUCAUUGUGAAAAUGUUUAGUUUGAAUACCUUUACUCACACACAUACACACCGGGUAAGGUUUUGUUUUCGACUUACUGCGCACACGCCACUUCCCAUCUUUUCCCUGUGUAGUUCUGGCAAGAAAAGAACCGGCACCAAACCGUCUUACAACUAGACGUUUUUGCUUUUUUUUUCUACUCAAAAAUAUGGUUUAUGUAGCGGUCGCUGUACGGCAUGGUCCUAACCGAAGGGUUGCCGAUUAUGAGCAACAACAGUACAAUGCUCUUGAAGAUUUGUUUUGUCUUGAACCUCAAACGCAUGUUUCUUGCGGCAAACUAGUUCCUGUGAGUGGCACGUAUUUAUCUUUUUCCAUCCAUGUGUGAUAUGAAUUACUAAUGAUCAACAAAUUGAUGCUCACGAUGUUGGUGUAGAUAUGUUUGGCAAAUGAACAACUGUUGAAGGAAAGCAAACAGUUAAAAAUGUGUUGAUUUCAAUACCUAGUUAACAUAAAUUAGUUUGGCGAUUUGCUCUCGAAUGUAGGUAUCAUUGAGAAUACCGCAUAAGUGCUAGUUUCGAAUUUCAUCAUUCUCAUGCAAUACUCGCGCAUUGAUUGAUAAAAACGCAACCGUUUUGCGUCACCCCGACGAAAGGUGUGGCGUUGAGGAUGAUCGUGUAUCGCAAUGUGUCUAGCGGGAGUCUGGAGCGUUUGUCUCUGAAGGUAAGUUUUUUUUUUUUAUUUUAUUAUCCAUGAAAUAUCGAGAACAACAUUAUGUGAAUAAUUAUGUUUACACCGUAUCAAUCAUUUUUGGUGAUGCGUCCGAAAAAAAAAAAUGUCGGCCCAUCAGCAAAAAAUCUUCUUUAUGUGCCUUCUGAUAUAUCGGUCCCGGUUAAGAUAAAGUGCAGCCCGGUAUGCUGCACCGAAAUACAACCAGCCUUGUGCGGUUGAACAAAAAGAUUCAAAACCGCGAAAAAUGCAGAAGAAUGCCAUUUUUUCCAUCGAAUAAACCGGGGACUUAUCAAUACGGCCAGGCCGUUCUAUCUAAAAAAAAACCGGGGACCUUCAGGGAUGCAAUACCCAUUUUCAAUGUAACUUACAGCAGAUUUUAUUAAACCAACGUAGUCUUCGAAUCGUUGAUUCGUUACUAUGGUGAUAAGAGCAUCAAAUUCCUUAGCUGCUAAAAAUCAAACCGUAGUCAUUAGUGUCAGUACCGUGUGGCUCAUCGGAGUAAAUUUUGUGGAAGGAAGAAUAUUGGCUGAACUCGUCUCUAAAAUGACAUCAUCGCACCGCAGUUCGGAUCGCCGGACAAGUCGUCGUUACAAAGACGAUAAUCGCCGUUCAAGAAGUGUGGAGCGCCGCCAUCGAAGUCGCCGCAGCCGUUCCGACUCAUGGGAUAAAUAUCAGCGCCGUUCGGAGUCUCGUUCGCCACGCAGAAGGUCCAACUACCGGAAGCAGUCCCCAUCCUCGAUGCGCUAUAAGAUACGUGUCGAUUCUCCAGAACCUAGCCGAUGCUUGGGAAUUUUUGGACUGAGUGUUUUUACCACGGAACCUUACCUUAAUCGAAUCUUCUGCAAUUUCGGUACGGUAGAGAACACGGUUGUGAUUUACGAUGCCAAAACACGUUUGUCACGCGGAUUUGGAUUUGUCUACUUCAAAACUAAAGAGGAAGCAGCGGUAGCCCGUGCGCAUUGCAACGGUCUGCAUAUACAUGGUCGACGAAUGCGGGUUGACUAUUCCAUUACCGAUCAGCCCCAUGCUCCCACACCAGGAAGGUAUAUGGGCAGAAAAAAUGGAAGCCGUUCUCCAUCACCACGGAACCGUUCGCGCCGUGAAAGCCAUCGUCAUAAUCGUCGGGCUCGCUCCUAUUCUGGUUCAUCUUACGAUAGUCGAUAAAUAGGAUAACUUGGAGCAUCCUGAACAUGAACGUAAGUCGAAAAAGUAGAUGCCUUGAAAACGAAACGAAUCACCUGUGUUGGUUAAAAAAUAUGUUUAGAAGUUUAAGAAAAAAGCAAAAGAAGAAGAAAUGCGCUUUUUGAUAUAUUUCCAAGUAAAAAUAGAACAUUAAGGGAAAAGUUCAACGUAUGCACAAUUAUUAGAAACUAAGGGGAACAUCGAAAAGCAUGAAAACGUUCCUUCUAGUGUACGAUAAAGGUUUGGAGAUGCUCACUGUUAAUUAAUCUAAUUUAAAUUUUAGCCUUCUGCAGAUUUCCUCUUUUUUCUAAACCCAAUUGUACACGAGCGUUUUUGUAACACUCUUUUUUUAAUUUUCAGGUUUUGGAAUCCAUACUUUAAUAGGAAGUUUCGUCAGAAAAAGAAACCCACGGAGCCAUUAUCAGAAGGAAACGACAUCGGGUUUCGUUUAGUUACCAUGAGGUUGUUGGAAAUACAUUUUAAUAAAAUAUAAGUUCUUUACUCAAGGACUAUGAAGUA